Meloidogyne enterolobii is the source of this 1035-nucleotide messenger RNA. The record is from the annotation of a GenBank genome assembly. Lineage: Eukaryota; Metazoa; Nematoda; Chromadorea; Rhabditida; Meloidogynidae.
AUGAAAGAAAAAAUAUUUAAUAAAAUAAAUUUAAAUGAUAACAAAAAAUGGCAAAAAAGAUUUAAAUUUAAAGUUGAGGACUACAAUAACAUUGGAGUAGAAAAUGAAAAUCAACAAAUUUUAAACAAUUUAUUAAAUGAUAAGGUUGAUGAAGGAAACGAAGAAUUGUGGCUAUGGGAUAAUAAUAUUAAUUUGAUUAAUUCAAAUGUUGUACAAUUUAAAAAUAAUGGAUAUUCAAUACUUUUCCAUCCAGAAUAUUCUGUUGGAACAGCAGCAAUUCGUUCAAAAAUUUCAUUAACCAAAAAUUCUUUGGCUUUUUGGGAAAUUUAUGUUGAAAAUAUUUUUGGGUCUUCAAUGAUGUUUGGAAUUGGAACAGAAAAUUCUUUAUUAAAUGCUUCAUUAGUUUUUGCUAAUUUAUUGGGUGGUUAUAGUACUGAGAAUUUUAAUGAAUUUGAAAGUUAUGGGUUAUCUCAUAAAGGAAUAUUUUACCAUGGUGGAAUUGGUUAUAAAUUUUGUGAACCAUUUCCUGAAAAUCUUCCUUGCCGUGUUGGAAUAAUUUUUGAUGGAAUUAAACAAAAAAUUGGAUAUUUUCUAAACAGGAAUUGGUUGGGUUGGGCACCUAUAAAAUUAGAAUUUUUUGAUAAAAAGCAUAAACAACGUUUAUUUUAUCCAAUGGUUGCUAGUACCGGUCAACGUUCAUUAUUUACAAUUUUAAAUGGUUUAAUAAGCGUUCCUUCAUUAAAACAAAUAUGUCAACAAAAUAUUUUAAAUAAUAUUUUGAAACAAAAAGAAGGAAAUCAACAAAGAAAUAUUAAUAAUUUAAUUAAUAAAUUAAAUUUACCGAACAAAAUUAAAUUUAAAUUAAUUAAAAAAAGUUUAAUUAAAAAUAACAACAAAAAUAAAUUUAGAAAAAGGAAAAUAAUUAAAGUAAAACAACAAAAAUAUUUAUUUAAAAGGAAAGAAGAAAAUAAUUGUUGUAGUAAGGAUUUAUUUUCAUUGCCAAUUAAAUUAACUUUACUUCCCAAUUUAAUUUAA